Messenger RNA from Pistacia vera, 657 nucleotides. Its product is annotated as protein SPIRAL1-like 5. The record is from RefSeq and is a predicted model, not a curated record. Lineage: Eukaryota; Viridiplantae; Streptophyta; Magnoliopsida; Sapindales; Anacardiaceae. Gene Ontology annotation, cellular component: cortical microtubule, transverse to long axis. The transcript is spliced from 2 exons. Gene Ontology annotation, biological process: cortical microtubule organization. The coding region runs from base 91 to 393 and encodes 100 amino acids.
AUGAUCAAAACACACUAUAAAUUAGGGUUUUUACCUUUCCUCUCUCGUUACUUGUAAUAUUUCGAUAAUUAAACAGAUCUAAAAGCAGCCAUGAGUAGAGGUGGAAGCUAUGGCGGCGGACAAAGUUCCUUAGGCUAUUUGUUUAAUUCUGACGAGAAACCAACCAAACCUCCGCCCUCGCAGACUACUGUUAUCAUUCCACCGUAUGGUGUUGAUACCACCACAGAGAACACUCCUGAUGUUCAAUCUUCUGGGAAACAAAACUUUUCAAACAACUACCAAAGGGCUCAAGGCCAGAACACAGGCAACUUCAUAACUGAUCGUCCUUCAACAAAAGUUAAAUCAGUUCCUGGUGGAGAUUCCUCACUGGGGUACUUGUUUGGAGAUAAGUGAUGUUGAUUGUUUCUUUUCUGCCUAAGAAUAGCUGCUUUGUGGGAUUUCAAUAACAUGUAAAAAUAAGGGAUUCAGUUCUCAUCAGUACUCUUUCGAGCUCAUGGUUAUCCUUCUAGUUUAUUAUAUGCAUGUGUGCAAGAAAAGCAGUUUGUGUUAGUCUAUGAAUCUACAAAUAAUUGUAUUUCAGUAAUCGUCUUGUUUGGGUUUUUUUUGUAUGACCAGAUAUGGAAAGAAGGAAGGGAGAUCCCUUUCCAUUUUAGUUCA